This is a messenger RNA of Saccoglossus kowalevskii, 927 nucleotides long. Its product is annotated as histamine H2 receptor-like. Gene Ontology annotation, biological process: chemical synaptic transmission; G protein-coupled receptor signaling pathway, coupled to cyclic nucleotide second messenger. Gene Ontology annotation, molecular function: G protein-coupled serotonin receptor activity; neurotransmitter receptor activity. The record is from RefSeq and is a predicted model, not a curated record. NCBI's taxonomy places the organism in Eukaryota, Metazoa, Hemichordata, Enteropneusta, Harrimaniidae. Gene Ontology annotation, cellular component: plasma membrane; dendrite.
AUGAACGACAGUAGCAGUUCUUCAUCGUUAUCGUAUGAUUACGAAGAGGUGACCCGAGAAUACCAAGUGAUACGUAAACUGUAUAUCUGCAUCAGUGCGGUCUGUAUGUUCACCAAUACUAUGGUUGUGCUGGCGUUUAUUUCUUCGUACAACUUACGAGAACGCGUCGCUAAUUAUUUCAUACUCAACCUUUCGAUCAAUGACUUUGUUACAGGAUUUGUAAAUUUAGUGUACCAAUGCUUAAUUUACAAUCCGUUUUUCUAUGGAUCGAUUUACUGUUGGAUUCUAUCUGCGAUUCAGCCAACUGUGUUUGCGUGCUCGUUUAUGUCAAUGGCACUGGUAAGUCUGGAUCGAUACAUCUACAUCACAUCGCCAUUGUGUUAUCACAUGAGAGUUACUGCCAUACGAGUCAAGACUGCAAUACUAUGUUCUUGGGUGAUACCAAUAAUUAUCGUCAUAGUCAUCCCAAAUAUCAUCCAUCCAUUCUAUCAUGUUAUCGAGGAUCAUUGUAUUUAUCUGGAGUCUACGUCGGUCACUGUUUCGGGUCCAAUUAUGGCCAUGGUUACCAUGACGAUAAUGCUAUUUUCUAGCAUUAGUAUUUUAAUAGAAGCUCGGAAACAACGUAGGAGAAUCGUAAAUCAAGGAAGUAUGUCACCAACUAGUGUAUAUUUAUUCAAUCCAUCUGGGGAUAUUCGACGUUUGGUGAACACUGGAGUCUUGGUGUUGAUUUUUCUGAUAAUGUGGCUGCCAUACAUCGUCACAGCGACACUUGUGAUGUCCAAGCAAAAUCAACGGUUUAACGCAAGAUCCCUUGAAUUGGCAGCAAUAUUUGUGUUUUUAAAUUCAGCUAUUAACCCAAUGCUUUAUGCAAUGAAUCCCGAUUUCAAGAAAGCAUAUCUUCAAAUAUUACGUUUCAAAUUAUUCUAA